AUGGUUCUAAUCCCUCAACGCCGAGCUUUGCUUGCUUUACAGAACGACUUGACUCAAUUCGGUGGCCAUGUUCACGCCCUCGCAGGAACUGUUAUAGCAGGCCAAGCUUACCUGGCCGUGGAGCAUAAUGUCAAUGGGUUGUGGAAUGCCAUACUUCACAUUCUCUACCCAGUCGCGGAUAUGGACUUCCUCAUCAACCCUGAAGCGUACCCCCUCCAAGGUCAACAGAAUGGAGCACGAGCGGAUCUGAUUGUGAGGGAAAUCAAUGUGAAUCCAGGUGGCGCAGGCUUUCUCCCUGGAAGGACGUUUAUGUAUUUUGAAGGAAAGGGCGGAGCAAGUGCUGAUACUGCCUUGAACAUUCGAACCCAAAUGGUAAACUAUCUGAACACAGCCAUUGGCAACGCCCAGGGGAGAGCUUGUUGGGCAAUCGGAGCCAAAGGUGAUCGGGUAUGGUUCUAUAGGUACACGGCAAGACAUGUUGGCGACAACAGGAUGGUCCCUGUGGAUUGGAAUGGUAUUGCAAAUGCCAUUAAUUCCCCGAAUGUGAGGGCCGGGCAGAUGUUGGCUGGAUACAGAAUCUCGGGCGGUGUUCCUGGUGCUGCUGUAGGAGACUGGGCUACAGUUCAGUCGAUAUUGGAACAUAUGUCCCAGAGCUAUGCUGAUUUUUAA
Fusarium pseudograminearum CS3096 is the source of this 669-nucleotide messenger RNA. RefSeq lists its product as uncharacterized. The record is from RefSeq and is a predicted model, not a curated record. The coding region runs from base 1 to 669 and encodes 222 amino acids. The transcript is spliced from 2 exons. Lineage: Eukaryota; Fungi; Ascomycota; Sordariomycetes; Hypocreales; Nectriaceae.